Molecule: messenger RNA, 3565 nt
Organism: Hippocampus comes (tiger tail seahorse)
Lineage: Eukaryota; Metazoa; Chordata; Actinopteri; Syngnathiformes; Syngnathidae
Product: monoacylglycerol lipase ABHD2-A-like
Exons: 7
Coding region: 38-937 (299 amino acids)
Biological process (GO): acylglycerol catabolic process; sperm capacitation; medium-chain fatty acid catabolic process
Cellular component (GO): sperm flagellum; sperm plasma membrane
Molecular function (GO): monoacylglycerol lipase activity; acetylesterase activity
Source: RefSeq, a predicted model, not a curated record
UGAAAUACCUCGGCUUGUUUGACCAGAUGAUAUCACCAUGGUGAUAUGCCCUGGUAUCGGUAACCACAGCGAGAAGCAUUAUAUCCGAACCUUUGUGGAUUACGCCCAGAAGGACGGCUACCGCUGUGCUGUGCUGAACCACCUCGGAGCGCUACCCAACAUCGAGCUCACAUCGCCACGCAUGUUUACUUACGGGUGCACGUGGGAGUUUGCCGCCAUGGUUGGGUACAUCAAGCGGGCGUAUGCUCAGACCCAGUUGAUAGUGGUGGGCUUCAGUCUGGGUGGAAACAUAGUCUGCAAGUUUCUGGGGGAAAACAUGUCCAACCAGGAGCGAGUGCUGUGCUGUGUCAGCGUCUGUCAAGGUUACAGUGCUCUCAGGGCCCAGGAAACAUUCCUGCAGUGGGAUCAGUUCAGGCGCUUCUAUAAUUUUCUCAUGGCUGACAACAUGAAGAAAAUAAUCCUCUCACACAGGCACAGCCUAUUUGUGGGGAACUCUGUUAAAAUGAUAGCCGGCGAUCUUGGUCGGCUAUACACAGCAACGUCUCUCAUGCAGAUCGAUGACAACAUCAUGAGGAAAUUCCACGGCCACAGCUCUCUCAAAGAGUAUUAUGAGAAAGAAAGCUGUGUACAUUACAUUCACAAUGUAAAUGUACCACUGCUGCUUGUGAACGCUGCAGAUGAUCCUCUGGUUCAUGAUUCUCUGCUCAAAAUCCCCCGCACAUUAGCAGAGAAGAAGCCCAACGUCAUCUUCGCCUUGACGCUACACGGCGGCCACCUCGGCUUCUUCAAGGGCGCCGUGCUUUUCCCCAAACCCCUCACCUGGAUGGACAAAGUGAUUGUGAGCUACGCCAACGCCAUCUGCCAGUGGCAGAAGCAGAAACCGCCUUGCCAAAGCGACCACCUGAGCGAGAGUACCUGCACCAAGGAAAAAGCCUAAAGCCUUUGGCUCCGUCUUUUUUCUCACUCCCUGAUGGUAAACCACACAAGACUCCACUGUCCCGUCACUCAGGAGACAUGUGGAAGUGCUCCCUCUCUCCUUCUGCCUUCCUCUUUGGUGCUGCGCCCGCCACGUGUCCCCAUGCCUUCAGCGCAGUCACAGGAACAACCAUCUGCUUCUGUGAAGUUCAGAGCAGGAACACAUGACUUUUUGACGUGUGCUCACCGGUGACCUUUGUCAAUGAAGGCAGUGACCAAAUAUGAGAAGAUGCGGCCCAUAAAAACGAGGCCAUCAGAGUAGUUUAGUGCUGUGCUUGGUGUCCGUUACCGAUCACUGCUUAUCGCCACCAUUAUAGCCUCCAUGCAGCGUCCUUUUAGUAUCCAUUCCAUCCUUAACCAUUGUGACCGAGUCGGGUUGGAAAGGUAAAAACUGGGGUCAGUGUAUCACAUCAUGCUUUGGGAGGCCCGAUCCAAGUUAUUAUUAAAAUUAGCUCUUAAAAAACAAUGUAACGUCUUCAUAGGACUUCUUUUUGCGCCAACUAAAAUCAACCAAAGGACUCCCUGGCGCUUACUUUAUGCAUGACACCUUAAAAAGAAGAAAGCUUAUUUGCUUGGGAGCAGGGAUCACCCCAAAUGGGAUCAAUGCACAUGGCCACAGUCACAAUCUCUGCUUCUUUGCACUUUAUAGCUUCACCCAUCCCAUGUAUUAUUUUUUUUAAAUACGCUCUCCGCUAUUGAGACGACAACGUCGCUAAUGUGUGAGGUAAUUCCGAUGUUCCGCGUGUUGUCUCUCGUUGGUGUCAUCGCGAUCUAUUUCUCUUCCGUUCGCCUUUGACCAGCUGCAGCAUCAGUCGAGAGGUGAGCGUCUCACCUCACUGCCAGUGCUCAGAAGCCAAAGCCAAGCCCUCAUUCCCGGGAACGUCGAAGGGACGGUUUUGCAAUGGCAAGCACACUUAUUAGCUUGGUUAAAACGAUCUCAGCUGUGAGGUACGACGAGUUGAAGGGCCAAGUUACGAAAUGAUAAACCAAAUGUUUGUUUUUGUGAACCGUUUGAACAGUGCUAGUGAUUGUAAUGAGUUGUUCAUAUAUUAUGUUCAAAUAUUUGGUGUUCGGUGCUCAAGUGCGUCUACUUGAACAAAAGCGAAAUGCAGUCAAUUGCUCGAAUGCAACUUCAGACUUCAAUUCUUUGAGCUCUAAUUGCAGAGAUAAAAAUGUUGACUCUAAGGCAAAGUAACACGGUCAUUUUUUUUUCCUCUAAAAAUUGGGACAUUGACAGAUGAGUUUACUUCAAAACGAUGAUGCACUGCAAACAAAGCCGUAACAACAGUGGACCUUGAAAGAGUCAGCACCUAUCUCAUAUGAAACUCGAUUUCGAUCUAACCUAAGUCCUUUUGUUUUUGUUCCAAUGUUGGGGUUGGGGUACACAAUAGAACACACAAUUUACACAAUGGCUAUUCACUGAAAUGAGAGAUAUGAUGUCCACCUGUACUAAUAAACAGGCAUGUAGCCUGUUUAUUAGUACAGGGCUGUUGCUGGUGUCCAGCAUCUUCAACAACAAGCUCGGUUAUUUUUAUUUAUUUAUUUAUUUGACCCCAAAUUCAAUUUCUCAGUCAGGCAAAAAUGAUCCCACUGUUGCGUCCCUCCCACAUUCCUCUUUCUCUUCUUUGCAGUUCUUUUUCAUUCACUUGUGACCAUUGUACAAUAUGGUACAAAGUGGUGGUGUCUAAUUUGGUCGUAAGGUGAAAAACAAUCAUAUUAAAAAUAACUGAUUAAUAUUUUUUUUUUGCCAGCAUAGAAUAUAAUAAGAAUAGAGAAUACAAAAAUCCCUGCUACCGCCUACUUUCUAAUACCAAUCAGCAUCUCACCCAGCGUGACGCCAUUGCUUGAUUUGUUUCCAGUUCAGCCUUCAUGAAUGAGAAUUUGUUUUUGUUUUGCCUCCUCCAACUUAACAAAUAUUCAUUUUUUUGUGUGAAUAUUUCUCCAAAUAUCUGUUGGUCUUUGUAUGUUGGUGAUGGAGUAAUACAUACUUUGCCAUUUCGUCACAUCUGUCAAGCAACCAAAAUGAUCGACCUUAAUAAAUGAAAGAGUAAAUAUUUGAAAAUGCAUUUAUUUUGAAAUAUUUAAGAGCUCAGGAUUGGAGCUAAAAUAAAGGGACUGAAGGCAAUAAGCAAUCAGAAGAGAUUCAUGAAAAUCUGUGUAAAUACGACACCAUGAUGGGGGACUUUUAAUGUUGUGUACUAUACUGUAGUUGUAAAAGAAAAUGUAGUCAUAUGUGCCCAGGCCAUCGAAAAUCAGCGUUUCCUUUAUGGCAUUUUGGCCUCAUACUUUUUUUAGGGCAAAUGAAUAAUUCAAAACUAGAUUCCAAAAACACUCAGCUUGGAUGGAGUCACCAUUUUUUUCAGUAUGUGGUUGAGAGCUCGCCGUCACAAUAAGCCACAGUAAAUAUACAGCUUUAAUGUUCUUUUUGUUGUUCAUGCUGAAAUACCAUAAAGGGACGUGAAAAUGAUAAGAAAGCUGUACACAUUCUUUUCUCAUUUUGGACACUGGAUCAUUUUUUAUUUCCUUGUUUUCUUUUUCAAGAAUCAUUAUAUAAGGAAUUGUGGUUAAAAUAAAUUUUGUCCAACAAAAA